Messenger RNA from Bathycoccus prasinos, 546 nucleotides. RefSeq lists its product with no specific name. The record is from RefSeq and is a predicted model, not a curated record. The transcript has a single exon. NCBI's taxonomy places the organism in Eukaryota, Viridiplantae, Chlorophyta, Mamiellophyceae, Mamiellales, Bathycoccaceae. Bases 1 to 546 code for a protein of 181 amino acids.
AUGAUGAUUUUUCCCCCGCUUUCUUUACCUAAUGCAUCAGCUUUGUCCUCGCCGUUUUCACGCGGUAGAAGGUCGAUAUCCACCACCAAAGACGAAGACAAUAAAGAAAGACGAAGAAAAGCGGAAGAAAUCGCGGAACGAGACGUUAAAAAAUGGUCCUCGCCGCUCUUCGCACACGUGGAAGUGGACGUGGAAACACACAAAAAUCGAACGUUUUCGAGAGCGGAAAAUGGUAUUUUCGUCCUUUGCGUCUUCUGUCUCUUCGCGUAUUUCGGCAACUUUGCAAUGCAAAGCGCGAAAAAGAAAGAGGAGAAGAAAAGAGUAGUAAAGGAAAAGAGAGAAAAGAGAGCGCUGGAAGCGUUCAGGCAAGAGAAGAAUGGUUUUGGUGCCUUGAGGAAAAAUGGUGGCGGCGGCGACGCCGGCGCCUCGCCCUCGCGGCUUCUUCGUCCUCCGAGCGAGGACGAAGACGACGACGACGACGAUCCGUUCGAAGGUUUAACCCCGGAUGAAAUCGUCCAGUUGAAAGAAUCAGUCGAAAGAGAAUAG